AUGCCGUAUGCUAAUCAGCCGCAGAUUGAUAUCACUGAAUUGACUAGCGAUCAGAUCAAAUUUGUUCUUUAUGAUACUGAUUUGAGUGUUGCGAACUCAUUGAGACGAGUUUUCAUUGCAGAGGUAAGUUAUUUACUCUUUAAAUCUUGGGGAUUUAAUUUCGAUUUUUAAGGUUCCAACAAUUGCUAUUGAUUGGGUUCAAAUUGAAAAUAACACAAGUGUUCUUCAUGACGAAUUCAUUGCUCAUAGAAUGGGUUUGAUUCCAUUCAUUUCCGAAUCUGUAGUUGAUAAAAUGCAAUAUACUCGAGACUGUGAAUGCGCCGAAUUUUGUGAGGAUUGCUCGAUCGAAUUUUGGCUUCGUAAGAAGUGUAGAGACGAUCACACUGUUGCUGUUACAACUGCAGACUUGGAAUGCAAAUCUCCUCAUAUUGUAAGUUAAACUUUAGAAAACUAGAACUUAUCGAAAAUAUACAAUUUUAGUUGCAAGUUAAACCUGCAUGUGGUCAAGCACUUCGUGAUCGUGGUGGUUUUCGAGACGAUUAUAUGCAAAGAGAAGAUAUUUUGAUUGUAAAACUGAGAAAAGGUCAAGAAAUUAAUUUGAAAUGUUAUGCGAAAAAAGGAUUUGGUAAAGAACACGCAAAAUGGAAUCCAACAUGUGGAGUUGCAUUCGAAUAUGACCCAGAUAAUGCACUCCGACAUACUAUAUAUCCAAAUGCAAGCGAAUGGCCAAGAAGUGAAUAUACAAAAUUGAAAGAUGAAGACGAAAAAGAAGCACCUUAUGAUUCUAAUGGAAAACCGGAGAGAUUUUUCUUCUCAAGUAAGAUUGUUUUUAUUUUUAAACUUAAUCGGAUUCAUUUAUUUUUCAGUCGAAGCAAGUGGAGCUCUUCCAGCUCAAAAUAUAGUGACAACUGGAAUCGCAGUGUUGAAAAAGAAAUUAGAGGAACUCCAAGUACAACUUCAAGUUGAACUUCAAAAUCAUGGCGCAGGCCAAUAA
Caenorhabditis angaria is the source of this 994-nucleotide messenger RNA. Lineage: Eukaryota; Metazoa; Nematoda; Chromadorea; Rhabditida; Rhabditidae. The record is from the annotation of a GenBank genome assembly.